Messenger RNA from Effrenium voratum, 1396 nucleotides. The record is from the annotation of a GenBank genome assembly. Lineage: Eukaryota; Dinophyceae; Suessiales; Symbiodiniaceae.
CUCGGCUUUUCCCCCUCGGUUCGGCUUUCGAGUCCGCGCGUGGACCCCUGCCUGACCGGCGAGCGAGCCAUGGGCUCGUCUCUGGGCCGAUGCGCCUGCGCCAUCUGCGGGGCCGACACGCCCAAGCGGGAGCGCACGGCUUCGUCCCUGCAGGCGGAGCAGGCUGUGGAGAGGAGCCAUGAGAACCAUCCCGCUGCAAGCCGCUCCAGCUCCUGGCUGGCGCCGGUGUGUCUCUAUCUGCUCUUGGAGUUGCUGUCUCGCUUGGGUUUGCCGGUGCUGGCCAGCCCGCGUCUGUGGGCCGCUCUGUGCAUCCUCUUCUUUUGGGCCUGGUAUUCUGUGGAGCCCAGCCAACCUGCGCAGAAGUGGAGUCCCCCUGAGGACGCCUCAGCUGAAGGCUUGGGCGAGUUCUUGGAGAAUUUAGCGACACAGCUGGAUUCCAGGACUCCGCCGGAGGAUCCCACCAGCUUGCGCGCCGACGGGUGGAAGAAUAUCUCCACCAAAGGUUACUCACGCGUCUCGAAAUCCGCUUCCAGAGGGCGCGCUCGGAUCUUCAUGAAGAUGCUCAAGGUGCCCAAGAUGACUACGCAGGUCUAUUUGAACAUCAACUCCAGUGACCAGGAGAAGUACUUCCCCUGGUUCCUCAUGUCCGGCAACACCGUGAAAGGCGGCGCCAUUCCGAUCUUCUUGGCCCUGGAGCACUGGCCUUCGUGGUUUCCCUUCUGCCAGAGGGUGGAGAAGCUGAAACAGCUGGGGACCAAUCAGGCUAUUUACCUGGUGCGCUACAAGAUCACCUUCCUUACAGUCGACGUGGUGUUGCUGGCGGCACUGGUGGACAACUUGCACAAGGGCAAGGUGGAGCUGUUGUUCGCAACGCCCCCGGCCCGCUGUAAGAAGUGGAUGGGCAUCACGGUGCCGAGCAGAACGGCAUCUUUUCGCUUUGUCCUGCAGGGCAUGCGGCUCUCGGUGCGGCCAAAGACAUCGUGCAGCGGGCAGGUUGUCCUGCAAGCAGAGACCCUGGACGAGGUGCAGUUCGCCUGGGCGACCACGAUCUUUUGGCAGGCCUGCGCCUCUCGGAUCAUCGGCCUGAUCGCCAGCAUGCAGUCCCGUUUCGAGGGCUCCGUGCUGGAGGCACAUUACCGAGGUGACACGAAGGAGGCUGAAGCACAGCGGCGUCAGUUCCUCGAGGUCAAGGCGCACUUGGACAGCUUUUGUAGCCAGAGGUGACCUUUUGAGUCUGAGGGGACGAGGGAAGACGUGACCUUCUUUGUACACAAGAAACGAGGCAAACACAAGGCCUUCAAAGGACUUGUGUUUGGUUGACUUGGAAUGUUUAGGCAAGGUGCAACUAUCUUCUCGCGGCCCUGCCCUCACGGCCAUGCAUUUGCAUGCGAGCGAC